AUGGCUUACCGUCCGUCCUCGACAACACCUUUUGCGUCGCCCCAAGGAGAUGCCCCUCCACCAUUCCCCAACGCGGACGCAGAUUAUCUCCCCGAAAAGAAACAGCAGGAGAUCCAAUCGCCACUGCAGCAGCAGCCGCCGCAGCAACAGAUGGUUGCAAGUCCCAUCAACCACACUGCUGGAGCUCCACCUGCGGGACAGUUCCUGGGCGCAGCAGCUACACACGAUGAUGUUGGAACAUUCAACGGAGGAAGCUACCGAAUCAGUCACCGUGAUUCGAACACCAUUCUUACUAUUCAGUUGGCAAUGGGCUGCCCACUUGAGGGCAAGCCGGGUGCUAUGAUUGCCAUGUCACCAACCGUCACACUCAAGGGUGCUGUAAAAUUCAGUGUAAAGAAGAUGAUUGCUGGUGGUGAGCUGGGAUCCUCGACCUUUAUCGGCCCCGGCGAAGUCCUGUUGGCACCUUGGAUGCUUGGCGAUAUUACGAGUAUCCGCCUGAACGGAAACGAGCAUUGGUCCGUAGGGCAUGACGCUUACUUGGCUUCGACCCAGGGUGUCAUCAAGGACUACAAGCGCCAGGGUCUCGGAAAGGCCAUGUUCAGCGGCGAGGGGCUUUGGGUGUACAAGAUCAGCGGGAAGGGCCUCUUGUGGGUUACUAGUUUUGGCGCCAUCAUCCGUAAAGACCUUGUGGAAGGUGAGAAGUACAUUGUUGACAACGGCCACCUCAUUGCUUGGAACGUCAAGUACGUAAUGGAGAGAAUUGCCUCUGGUGGUAUCAUCUCCGGCAUUGCCUCUGGCGAAGGCCUUGUCUGCAAGUUCACUGGCCCGGGUACUGUAUACAUCCAGACAAGAAACGCGAAAGCAUUCGGAACCUACAUGUCUGGCCAGGCUUACCAAGGGUAG
This is a messenger RNA of Clonostachys byssicola, 903 nucleotides long. The record is from the annotation of a GenBank genome assembly. Lineage: Eukaryota; Fungi; Ascomycota; Sordariomycetes; Hypocreales; Bionectriaceae.